Letharia columbiana is the source of this 1698-nucleotide messenger RNA. RefSeq lists its product as uncharacterized. The record is from RefSeq and is a predicted model, not a curated record. The transcript has 2 exons. NCBI's taxonomy places the organism in Eukaryota, Fungi, Ascomycota, Lecanoromycetes, Lecanorales, Parmeliaceae. Bases 1 to 1698 code for a protein of 565 amino acids.
AUGGGCGAUCCGGCAAGUGCCAUGGCGGCAUUGGGUCUUGCCGCCAACAUCGGGCAAAUGAUUGAAUACAGCAUUCGCAUAGUCACGAAAAGCAAAGAGCUUCGUAAAAGUCUCGACGGGAGCCUUCCCGAAAAUCGUCACAAGCAAGUGGUUACCGAAAGCCUUCUCAGCGCCAGCUGCACCCUUUCCGCCUUCAUCGAAAGUUGUAAGGCUGCGGAUAAAGCUUUGAGUCCAGAGGAUGAGCAUCUGCGGGAUAUCUCCAGCGCGUGCGGUGCCAUUGCGAGCGAUCUUUUGGAUGAGCUGGAACGCUUGAGAUUGAUGUCUGGUACUAAGCAUGUCAAAUGGGAUAGUUUCAGGCAAGCGCUCAAAACUGUCUGGGGGAAGGCUAAGUUGGAUCUUUUGGCUCAUACUUUGGAAAUGUAUCGUAAUGAGUUGAAGACUGUUCUACAGAUCUCGAUUCUAAAACGACUAGACGUAUCCGACAGUCGGCUGAUAGGCCUCGAUCAAACUUCGCAGAGCAUAUUGAAAGAAACCCAAGCGAGUCGGAAACUGUCAGAAGAUAAUUUCAUGGUACUGCUAGAGAGCUUUCGUCGUCUUCAUGUCUCACCUUCAGGCGCUAAUUACAGUCCUGUGAGCCGCCAAGUCGAAGGCGUCGGAGGAUACGAUCUGAGAUCCUCCUUGGACCAUAUCACAACAUUCGACUAUGACCACAUCGGCAAACUUGACCACCUCGUUCUAUACAGGCCAGGGCAUGGUGCCAUCUUCAUCGUCAGAAACAAUAACAAUAACUUCACUCCCGUCUAUGCGCAAGCGGAUGGCGGAUCAGGAAUUGGGGGCUAUGAUCUCCAGGAUUCGAGGGACCGGAUAUUUGCCUUCGACUAUAGCCACAGCGGCAAACUCGACCACCUGGCCCUUUACCGUCCUGGGACGGGUACAAUGUGGAUCCUCGAGAACAAAUGCGGCGUCUUCAAUGCGGUAUAUGCUCAAGGAAGUCCAGGCGCCGGAAUUGGCGGCUACGACCUCGCGUCCUCUGCAGAUCGGGCCUUCGCAUUUGACUACACCCACAGCGGCAAACUCGACCACCUGGUUCUUUAUCGCCCUGGAACGGGUACAAUGUGGAUCCUCGAGAACAAAUGCGGCGUCUUCACUGCGGUAUAUGCUCAAGGAAGUCCAGGCGCUGGAAUUGGUGGCUACGACCUCGGGUCCCCAGCCGACCGGGCCUUCGCCUUCGAUUGCAGUUCCAGCGGCAAACCAGAUCACAUUGUCUUAUACCGGCCCGGUACGGGCACCAUUUGGAUCUUGCAGAAUAGACGAGGGGAUUUCUCCCCAAUCUACCACACAGGGGACCCCGGUAGUGGGAUCGGUGGCUACUUCAUCAAGUCGCCUGAUGACAAGGCCUUCGCAUUUGAUUUCAACGGCAGUGGCAUGGCUGAUCACCUAGCCUUCUAUCGCCCAGGGGCUGGAACAUUCUGGAUACUGGAAAACAUUCAAGGGGUUUUCAGGUUUGUGUUUGCUGAAGGAAAUCCUGGUACCGAGGGGGAUUCUGGGGGCGGGAUCGGAGGUUAUGAUUUGCUUUCGUCUGCUGAUCGGGCGUUCGGAUUUGAUUAUACGGGAAGCGGGAGAGCGAACCGUAUGGCUUUCUAUCGGCCAGGUACCGGGACGUUUUGGGUUUUGCAACGUGAUAUAAAUAAUACAUGA